Gekko japonicus is the source of this 5425-nucleotide messenger RNA. RefSeq names its product ankyrin 3, node of Ranvier (ankyrin G) (gene ANK3). Gene Ontology annotation, biological process: signal transduction. The annotation marks the transcript as partial. Lineage: Eukaryota; Metazoa; Chordata; Lepidosauria; Squamata; Gekkonidae. Gene Ontology annotation, molecular function: protein binding. The record is from RefSeq and is a predicted model, not a curated record. The transcript has 24 exons.
GUGACGAUGCAAUAACCGGAGAUACGGACAAGUACUUGGGGCCGCAGGAUCUCAAAGAGCUGGGAGAUGAUUCUCUGCCUGCAGAAGGAUACAUGGGCUUCAGUCUAGGCGCCCGAUCUGCCAGUCCUAAGGUCAGCCUCCGCUCCUUUAGUUCGGCUGGGUCCUACACUCUGAACAGAAGCUCCUUCGCUCGGGACAGCAUGAUGAUUGAAGAGCUGCUGGUGCCAUCAAAAGAUCAGCACCUGACAUUUCCAAGGGAGUUCGACUCUGACUCGCUCAGGCAUUAUAGUUGGGCUGCAGACACCCUGGAUAACGUUAACCUUGUCUCCAGUCCCAUUCAUUCUGGUUUUUUGGUUAGCUUUAUGGUGGAUGCUCGUGGAGGUUCCAUGAGGGGCAGCCGUCACCAUGGCAUGAGGAUUAUCAUUCCCCCACGAAAAUGUACGGCACCCACCCGCAUCACCUGCCGCUUGGUAAAGAGGCACAAACUGGCCAGCCCUCCACCAAUGGUUGAAGGAGAAGGAUUGGCUAGUAGACUGGUGGAAAUGGGGCCUUCAGGUGCACAAUUCUUAGGUCCUGUCGUAGUGGAAAUCCCCCAUUUUGGAUCGAUGCGCGGGAAAGAAAGAGAAUUGAUAGUGCUUCGGAGUGAAAACGGUGAGACGUGGAAAGAGCACCAGUACGACAGCAGGCACGAAAACCUCAGUGAAAUCCUCAAUGGCAUGAAUGAAGAGCUGGACAGUGCUGAAGAACUCGAGAAGAAACGUAUCUGCAGAAUUAUCACAAAGGACUUCCCUCAGUACUUUGCAGUGGUUUCACGGAUCAAGCAAGAAAGCAACCAGAUUGGUCCCGAGGGUGGUAUCUUGAGCAGCACGACCGUGCCGCAGGUUCAGGCUUCAUUUCCAGAAGGAGCGUUAACCAAAAGAAUACGAGUGGGACUUCAGGCUCAACCAGUUCCAGAUGAAACCGUCAAGAAAAUUCUUGGCAACAAAGCAACUUUCAGUCCCAUUGUUACCGUGGAACCCAGAAGAAGAAAAUUCCAUAAACCAAUCACCAUGACGAUCCCCGUGCCGCCCCCAUCUGGGGAAGGGAUAACCAAUGGAUACAAAGGCGACACCACACCCAGCCUUCGACUACUAUGUAGUAUCACAGGCGGUACUUCACCAGCUCAGUGGGAAGAUAUCACAGGCACGACUCCACUGACCUUUGUGAACGACUGUGUCUCUUUCACAACCAACGUUUCAGCCAGAUUUUGGCUAGCAGACUGCCAUCAAGUUCUUGAAACUGUCGGGCUGGCCACACAACUUUAUAGGGAACUAAUAUGUGUCCCAUACAUGGCCAAGUUUGUGAUUUUUGCCAAAAUGAACGAUGCUGUAGAAUCCAGUUUGCGUUGCUUCUGCAUGACGGACGACAAAGUGGACAAAACGUUGGAGCAGCAGGAGAAUUUUGAAGAAGUUGCCAGAAGCAAAGAUAUCGAGGUUCUAGAAGGAAAGCCCAUUUAUGUGGAUUGCUAUGGGAAUCUGGCCCCUCUGACAAAAGGAGGACAGCAGCUUGUAUUUAAUUUUUAUGCUUUCAAAGAAAACAGACUGCCAUUUUCUAUCAAGAUUAGAGACACCAGCCAAGAACCUUGUGGUCGCUUAUCCUUUUUGAAAGAACCAAAGACUACAAAAGGUCUACCACAAACAGCCGUUUGCAACUUAAACAUCACUCUGCCAGCACACAAAAAGGAAACAGAGUCAGAUCAAGAUGAUGAGACGGAGAAAACAGACCGGCGCCAGAACUUCGUCUCCCUUGCUUUACGUAAGCGCUACAGCUAUCUGACUGAACCUGGAAUGAGUCCGCAGAGUCCAUGUGAACGGACAGAUAUCAGGAUGGCAAUUGUGGCUGAUCACCUGGGACUUAGCUGGACGGAACUGGCAAGAGAACUGAAUUUUUCCGUCGACGAGAUUAAUCAGAUCCGUGUCGAAAAUCCAAACUCUUUGAUUGCUCAGAGCUUCAUGUUGUUGAAGAAAUGGGUGGUCAGAGAUGGGAAAAAUGCUACAACUGAUGCCUUAACCUCUGUAUUGACAAAAAUCAAUCGGAUCGACAUCGUAACUCUGUUGGAAGGACCAAUAUUUGAUUAUGGAAACAUUUCAGGCACCAGAAGCUUUGCGGAUGAAAACAAUGUUUUCCAUGAUCCUGUUGAUGGUUAUCCCACCAUUCAAGUGGAACUGGAAACUCCCACUGGGCUGCGCUUCGUGCCGCCCACCCCUUCCCAUCAAGAUGAUUUCUUUAGCGAUUUCUCUAGCAUAGAGUCACCCUUUAGAACUCCCAGUAGACUGAGUGACGUGGUAGUAACUUCGCAGGGAAAUAUAGAUGAUACAGCAGCAGUACCUCCAGUGGUGACAGAAGAAGACACAUCACUGGAAGAAUGCAAGCGUGAUUUCUCAGUGCCUAGAGAAGGAACAUCUAAAGAUGUAGGCCAGAUCCAGAUGGAAGAAAUGGACCUUAAUACCUGCCCUCGGUACCUUGGUAGUUAUGCUGGAAUAUUAGAGCAAACUCUAAGCAAAGAGUCUAGUCCAACCUUAAUAAGAACUGAACAGCAUGAGAGAGAAAAGUCUGGUACUGAUGAGGAGAUGACGGAAGAAAAGCUUAAAUCUCUGUUUGAAGACAUUCACCUUGAAGAGUUAGUUGAGUCUGAGGAGAUGACGGAAGAAAAAGUGUGUUUUAUUCUUAAGUAUGUUCAGCAGGCAGAACAGGAAAUGUCUUCAAUUACAGGUUGGCAGAGCGAAGGCUCCGGUGUCAACGUAGAACAACCAACGCCGGCACGCAAAAUAAGCGGUGAAUUGCUAGAUCGGCUGGAUAACAGGCCCGACCAAUGCAGAGAUUCUAUUACCUCAUAUUUCAAAGGAGAAGCUGGAAAAUUGGAAGCCAAUGGCAACUACUCUGACCCAACAAUGGAGGCAAAGACUAAGCCUUUUGCUCAGGAGUCUGCAAAUGGUCUAGGAAAGCAGAGCGACAAGGAAACUGUGAAACCAAAAAUGCAAAGUUCUGUCCGUACUGAAGAGCAAACGAUAUCCUUAGCAUCGCAUCAGAAAUCUUUGCAAGAGGCUAGCAAGCUAGCAGUUGAUGCAUCUAAAACCUCUGUGCCUGUCAGCAUGAAAAAGAUGAGCUGGAACACUUCCGAGGAAAGCAAGCCAAGACCAAAAGCCCAUGAAGUGGAAGGAGCGGCAGCGUUCGAACAGAAGGAGUUUAGUGAGAGUGACAGUGACAUUGAGAUUCAGAGUGAUUCAAGCUCAGAGGAAGAACAGAGAAUCACGACGAGAGUUUAUCGACGCCGUCUGAUUCUUAAGGGUGAGGAAGCAAAAAACAUUCCUGGUGAAUCUGUUACGGAAGAACAGUUUACUGACGAAGAAGGCAACGUCGUCACCAGAAAAGUUACCCGGAAAGUAUUAAGGCGUCUUGUUAUCCCACAUGAGAAAAAACACGGUGAAAUGCAGGGAGAAGGUUAUAAGGUGAAGAUGAAAAAGGAAGUCCGACAUGUAGAGAAGACGUCAUAUUCAUAACAACCAAACAGCAAAUGGACUGUGUGCGCUAUUACUGCCAGUAUUCUAGGAAGAAAGGAAGAAAAAAACAAAAUCAACAGGAAUGAUAAAGUCACUGAUAAAAGCGUGUGUGCGUGUGUGUGUGUGCUGCUUCCACACAUUAACCGCAUGGUUUUUAUGCGAAAAGGAGAGAAAAAACCACAACAAAAAAAUAAUCUAAUUUAGCAUGAGCCAGUUCUUCAAGAGCAUGGAAAUUCACUUUCACUCACGGCAUUGGAGAGUUUGCAAAUGGCGGACCAAUGCACUGUAUAUACAAGAUGCCACGCUGGAAUAGCUUCUUUCCGGCCACUGGAAGUCGUCGCAAAACAAAAAGAAUUCCUGUAGCAAGGGGUGCGGGGGUGGGGAAAUGAAUCAACACUGAAAAAUGGUUUGAACCACAGAAAGACACUAAAUUUUACUAAAAUCCACACAACAGCUCGCCUUAUUUUUCUUGGACCCAAACUGUCAGGGUAAUAAAACACUCUUUUGUUUCUUUUUUAAAAAAAAUAAAUAACUGACAUCGAUAAUUUCACUGUAAAUAAAUAACGCUGUAUAAAUCCUCAGUAGAUUCAAUGUUGAUUAAGGCACUGGCUCUAAGCUCACCAACCGGAAUACUGCAUUCGUGUCGAACAGAAAUCAGUGUCUCAACAUGGCUUACACCUGCAGGGAUAUUCUGGGUGUAUCUUCACGGAUUCUUGUAUAUUUAGCGAUUAUAAUGUUUGUAUAUGCAAAAAUGCUAGCUUGAUUUUAAAAAAAUCUUUAAAAUCCACUGCAAAUUUAAUGAUUCCUAAGAUGAGGAAUUCUGUAGUUCUGUGAAAAAAAAUGAUUUUUUUUUUCCUUCUUCAGAGUACUAAUAUUUUGGUGCAUGCGUUUCACCUUAUUUUGAUGAAAUCUUUUUCCAGUUUUGCAAACACUAGACCGCAACUUGAUAAAUAAGAUUCUGAAGGGGGGGGGGGGUUGCCAUUCACCAAGCACGGCCUCUGAGCCAGUCCCCGUUUGUUUAAAGAGGGUGUGGAGGGGACUCUGGCACAUGUGCUGCUGAAACAAGGGGCACUUGCCCAGGCAGCAGGGCUUGCUGGAAGUGGGGUGUGUGCCCUUUCUCUACAAAUACAUAGAUAGCCCUUCAUCUAAUAUUUGUUGCCGUUGCCAAUUUUUUUCGAUGGAGAUGACCUAAAAUUUAAAGAAGAUAUAACAUCUACAGUAGUUGCAUUGUAGGAAAAGGGGGGGGGGUGCUAUCUGUUCUUGCUUUAUACCCCGGGGUGGGGGUGGGGGAAUGCUUGCAGCUUUUAGAGAUGGGUUGGUGCUCUUGUAAGCAUACGUUUGGGAUAUUUAAAAACAAAAAAAAAGAUAAACGAAGAGAAAUUCUUAGAUCUCAGACUGGCGGCACGCUGUAAAAAUGAAAUAUUACUGUAUUGUGUACCGGCUCUAAGAUGUAGAAUCUUUAAAUAAGCCAAUCAUCUGUAAUCAUUCUAGCCGUGUCAUCUUAGGUUGUUAAGGCUGCUGUGUUUUAAAGGGCAUUUUUUAUUUGGGUUUUUUUGUGAAAUACUUUAAUUUGUUAAUUAUCUUCAUAUGAAAACAGAAUUCAUCGAUAAUAGCUCUAAUUACAUAUGUAUGAGGAAAAAAAACCACUGGAUGAUCUAGUUGAUUAUUUAAGCAUAAAAUAAAUUGUGUUAAAACUCUUCACUCAUAUGGAUAUUGUAAUAUUAUUAUAUGCUCAAGAUGUACACCAAAAUAGUCACAAGUUACCAUCUGAGUGGUGGGUUCUUGUUCCCGGGUGGCCGUUACUUCACUCUCGUUUCUUGGCAUCUCCAAUUUCUCCACCCUUCCUUGACUUUGACCCCUUCCCUCGGGCUUUGCUCCCCCUUGCU